Molossus molossus (Pallas's mastiff bat) is the source of this 3809-nucleotide messenger RNA. It is a transcript of the gene GCFC2, whose product is annotated as GC-rich sequence DNA-binding factor 2. NCBI's taxonomy places the organism in Eukaryota, Metazoa, Chordata, Mammalia, Chiroptera, Molossidae. Gene Ontology annotation, cellular component: nucleus. Gene Ontology annotation, molecular function: DNA binding. The record is from RefSeq and is a predicted model, not a curated record. Gene Ontology annotation, biological process: mRNA splicing, via spliceosome.
CCUGCGUUUGCUGCGCCGAAAGAGAAGGCUUGCGAGGCGCCCAGGUCCCGGCCAUGGCUCACAGACCGCCAAGGACUUUCCGGCAGCGUCGAGCCGACUCCAGUGACAGCGACAGCGCCGAGGAGCCAUCUGCUGAACCCGGGGCGCCGGAGGAGCGGGCAGUCCCGGGUCCUGAGGAGCAAGGGCCGCCCCCUGGAGGGGGCCGCGCAGAAGCAGCGGAACGGCCCCUUCGAGGCCGGGGCCCUAGGGGCCGGGGCCGGGGCCGGGGCCCGGUCUGGGCGACUUCCCGGCGCGCUGCCGGAGCGGCUACCUGCGCGGGCAGCGGCUCGGGCGUCCCAGAAUCCAGAACAGAUGAUCUUUCAACAGAUGAAGAGGACGGAACAUACAAUGCCUCAGAAAGUAAAGAUGAUCAGAGUUCAUCUUCGAACAGCUCUAGCUCUCUGGAAGAAGAAUUUUCAUCAGUAGUAAAUAUCCCUGAUGCAGCUUUUGUUCAGGCUGCCCGUAGAAAACGUGAAUUGGCCAGGGCCCAAGAGGACUAUAUUUCUUUGGACAUGAAACAUAAUUCCACCAUCUCUGAUAUGAAGAAAAACAGUGAUGAAGAUUCUGAGAAUGAGCCUGAUGACCAUGAAAAAAGAAUACUAUUUACCUCAAAACCUCAAACACUUAGACAAAGAAUGGCUGAAGAAACAACAAUCAGAAAUGAAGAAACAAGUGAAGAAAGUCAGGAAGAUGAAAAUCAAGAUAUUUGGGAACAGCAGCAAAUGAGGAAAGCUGUUAAAAUCACAGAGGGAAGAGACAUAGAUCUUUCCCACAGUAGUGAAUUUCAAACAGUGAAGAAGUUUGAUACUUCCAUUUUAUUUCCACCAGUAAAUUUAGAAAUUAUAAAGAAGCAGUUAAAUACUAGAUUAACAUUACUACAGGAUACUCACCGCUCUCACCUGAGGGAAUAUGAAAAAUAUAUAGAAGAUGUCAAGAGCUCAAAGAGUGCCAUCCAGAACCUGGAGAAUUCAUCAAAUCAAGCCCUACAUUUUAAAUUCUAUAAAAGCAUGAAAAUUUAUGUGGAAAACUUAAUUGACUGUCUUAAUGAAAAGAUUAUCAACAUCCAAGAAAUAGAAUCAUCCAUGCAUGCACUCCUUUUAAAACAAGCCGUGAACUUAACGAAACGCAGGCAAGAUGAAUUAAAACAUGAAUCAAUGUAUUUACAACAGUUAUCACGCAAAGGUGAGACAUCAGCAAAUGGAAGUGUGGCUAUAGGAAAAACUCAAUGGAUUUUAGAAGAAGUUGAAUCUCGAAGGGCACAAAGAAGACAAGCAAGGGCACUUUCUGGGAAUUGUGAUCAUCAGGAAGGAACAUCUAGUGAUGAUGAACCAUCUUCAGCAGACAUGACAGACUUCCAAAAAAGCCAAGGUGACAUUUUACAGGAUCAUAAGAAGAUUUUUGAAGAUGUGCAUGAUGAUUUUUGUAAUAUCCAGAAUAUUUUGUUAAAAUUUCAACAAUGGCGAGAAAAGUUUCCUGAGUCUUACUAUGAAGCUUUCAUUGGUUUAUGCAUACCGAAACUUUUAAGUCCCCUGAUACGAGCUCAGUUAAUUGAUUGGAAUCCUCUUAAGUUUGAUUCCAUAGAUUUAAAACAGAUGCCAUGGUUCAGAUCUAUAGAAGAAUUUAUGGAUAACAGUAUGGAAAAUUCAAAGGAAGAUAGUUCUGAUAAGAAAAUCUUAUCUACUGUCAUCAACAAAACAAUUAUUCCUCAUCUUACAGACUUUAUAGAAUUCAUAUGGGAUCCCUUGUCGACCUCACAGACAAGAAGUUUAAUAACACACUGCAGAAUGAUUCUUGAAGAACAUUCCACUUGUGAGAAUGACGUUAGUAAAGGCAAACAGGAUUUACUUAAAUCCAUUGUUUCAAGAAUGAAGAAAGCAAUAGAAGAUGAUGUUUUUAUUCCUCUGUAUCCAAAGAGUGCUAUAGAAAACAAAACGUCUCCACAUUCAAAGUUCCAAGAAAGACAGUUCUGGUCAGCUCUAAAGCUCUUCCACAAUAUUCUUCUUUGGAUUGGACUUGUCCCAGAUGACACCUUGCAAGAGCUAGGACUAGGAAAGCUACUAAAUCGUUACCUUAUCAUAGUUCUUCUUAAUGCCAUUCCUGGGCCAGAUGUUGUUAAAAAGUGCAACCAGAUAACAGCGUAUUUACCAGAAAAAUGGUUUGAAAAUUCUGCCAUGAGAACAUCUAUUCCCCAGCUAGAAAACUUUAUCCAGUUUUUAUUGCAGUCUGCACAAAAAUUAUCUAGAAGUGAAUUCAGGGAUGAAGUCAAAGAAAUUCUUCUUAUUCUGGUGAAAAUACGAGCUUUGACUCAAGCAGAAUCCUUCAUAGAAGAGUAUCAUCUAGACCACCUUAAAUCAGUAAUUAACCAAGUUUGAGUAAAUUCUGUAGACUAAAAUAGAUUUUAGGAUAGUCACAUUUGGCUCCUUUGCUGGUGGGAGAAAAAAGCUGGUGCCUCUUCUUUAUUCCUAGUAAUGGAGGCGAGGAUUAAAAAAAAAAACAAGAAUGUUGUCCCUCCGCUGCGUCUGUGCCAGGAAAGGCUGCCCUCCUGAUCCUGAUUCUGUGGUGUUUGCAGGAGUUAAGUACACAGGGCAGUUAAGAGUUGAACAUAUCCAUUUGCCUUGGAUUCUUGUGGCAGCUAUUCCAGUUUAAGAGGGGAGUUGGCGAAACCUUGAUUGUAGCUGCUUUGGCUCCAGUGGGUCUUCUGUCCGGAUCCACAUACACAUCUUUUAGUUCUCUUCAUUGAAAUGAUAUCUAUCUAUAGAUAAGUUAAAGUGGACAUCUUAAUUGGAAUGAAUUAUUUAUUAAGUAUUAACUGAUUAAGCAUUUUAAGGCUUUGAUAAUUUUGAUAACAAAUCGUCCUUCAGAAGUCUAUACCAGUGUAUUGCACCAACACAAGUGCAGGAGAGGCCAGUGAAUCUCCCCAGCAAUAGAUAUUAUCAUUUUUUUAAGUCGCUGUAAAUUUAAUAGGUGAAAAAUAUUUUAAUUAUGUGUUUGGGCUGUUAGAGAGUGAAUGCUUGUUGUUUUGGGCCAUUUGUAAUUCUUUUUGACAUGUCCAUUUAUCGUUUAUGGAUUUGUGAGAGCUUCAUAUAUUCAAAGAUAAUGUUUUCCCUGUCCUGUGUCAUUUGCCAUUUUUCUUUUAAUAUUGUGUAUAUUUUUAGUAUAAUAAGUCAUUACCUGUUAGGUAGUUACUCUUUUUUUUGUUAUAGUUUUUGUCAUUGGUGGUAAAUUUAGACAAGAAAUAGGUAUUUUAUUCAGAACAUGGGAUUCAUUUUCUGAUAGAAUAUUUGUGUAAUUAAGAAAAUCUGAGGCAAGAGUUGGGGUUGAGAAUAUUUUUAAAGCAAGAGUUUACUAAUAAUAUUUCUUAAAUCUAUUUGUGAAAUAACCUAGUGGCGACCCUAAAUAUAUAUUUUGCACAAAAGAUAAUCAGGAAAAAUUUAUUCUAUUGUAGGAUUUGAGCAUGUGGCCUCUGACACUGUCACCCCUAGCUUUGAAGCUGCAUAUAUUUUAAAGGGUUGAUGUGUUACCCACUGAACGAAGACUCAUGAUUCACUUGAUGAACAAUUUUUUUAAAGUUUAUUUUAGUUACAAAAAUUAUACAGGAAUGGAAUCUCAUCUAAAAGAUUCAAGCCAUUGCCAAAAAGCAUUUAGCAUUUCCACACAGUUAUUGUUCCCAGAGGUCAUUGCUGUUUUUGUUUCAUUGUUACUCUUUUAGACCUUUUCUCUGUUUACAGAAGUGUGUGUGUGUGUGUGUGUAGCUUUGUUGUUUACAUAAA